AUGGCAUCAUCCAUGACAGUAAAUAUUUUCGAGGAUGACUUUUCAUUAAGUUCAGUUGAGAAUAAGCAUAAAAAAACACAAAACAUCACUAGAAAACGUAAACGCAACGGUGUUUCUGACACAAAAAAAGGUGUUUUUAGUAAAGAUUGGUUGAAAGAUCCCAAAUAUUGUGACUUUUUACAAGAAGUUCGCCAUGAUCCUACCAAAGCACGUUAUUCAUCGUCUAAUUGUGACAUAUCGGUUUAUGGUGGGGGCAAAAACCAUCUAGAUAAACAUGUAGACACGGUAAAACAUCAAGAAUUUAUGAAAAACAAAACACAAAACUCACUUGAAACAUUUUUUACACCCUGUACUGAAUUAGAUAAAUUAUCAGCCAUUGAAGCAACAUUUGUAUUUCAUGGCGUUAAACAUGCUCAUUCAUACUUAUCACAAGGCUGUACUGUUUCCGUUGUCAAAACCGCUUUUCCUACGUGUACCAUUGCAAAAAAUAUGACAUGUGGUCGAACAAAAGCGCGUUCCAUCGCUUGUGAUGUUCUUUCGCCGUAUUUUGUCAAAGAAGUUCUUGUUGGUGUACAGAAAAAUACCUAUUAUUUUCUUGCAUAUGGUGCUACCAACAGAGGAAAUUCCAAAGUAUUUCCGUUCGUUGUACAAUAUUCUUCUGAUAAAGGUGUUAAAUGCGGUCUAAUCGAAGUAAUUGAAUAUCCAGGUGAAACAGCCAAUGAAUUGUUUCGCAAUACACACGAAGUAAUGAUGAGCAAUGGGUCGACUAUUGAAGGUUUAACAGCUUUAGGAGCCGAUAAUACAAAUGUUAACUUUGAAAAUAUUGAUAUUGAUAAAUUGUAUGAUGAAUUGUGUGAAGUUCAAACGACCUAUAUUGUAUUAAACAAGAAAGGUAGACCACUACAUGAGCAAAUACAAUUAUUUUUACGUGAAAAUAAACAAGGAAUUAAACAUGAUGACAAAGAGGACAAGGAAGAAGAGAAAAAAGAUAUGGAUGACGGGAAGACGAAGGAAGAAGAAACAAAACGAAUCUAUCCUGAUCGAUUAUGGGCUCAUUUGUUCCAUGUACAUGAUAAGCCAGCACCAAAUUUAAAACAAUUAAUUUCAUUUUGCUUUUCAAUUUCAAUAUCCAAUGGUUAUUGUGAAGGUGUCUUUAAUCAUAUGAAACAAGCGUGGACAAACACACGAAACAAAAUGGCACCGGAACUCACUUCAGCUUAG
Molecule: messenger RNA, 1221 nt
Organism: Didymodactylos carnosus
Lineage: Eukaryota; Metazoa; Rotifera; Eurotatoria; Philodinida; Philodinidae
Source: the annotation of a GenBank genome assembly